AGCAAGAGAAAGAUGCUGAAAGUGAGGGAGCCGAGAAUCCACCCCCAAAAGUUGUAAACCAGCGAGGAAGUAUAUUCGCACCUAUUUUCACAUUUAUACCAGUUUUUCCUCGACGGCACCACCAUGUUCCCGCUCCCGUUCGCUUCUUACCUCACGGCGGAGGUCGUCAUCAUUUUUCUCGUCGUGGAGGAAGAAG
This is a messenger RNA of Acaulospora morrowiae, 196 nucleotides long. Lineage: Eukaryota; Fungi; Glomeromycota; Glomeromycetes; Diversisporales; Acaulosporaceae. The record is from the annotation of a GenBank genome assembly.